This is a messenger RNA of Penicillium bovifimosum, 3627 nucleotides long. RefSeq names its product putative spindle-pole body protein (Pcp1). The record is from RefSeq and is a predicted model, not a curated record. Gene Ontology annotation, cellular component: microtubule organizing center. The transcript is spliced from 3 exons. The coding region runs from base 1 to 3627 and encodes 1208 amino acids. Lineage: Eukaryota; Fungi; Ascomycota; Eurotiomycetes; Eurotiales; Aspergillaceae.
AUGGCCUUCCCCUACAUCGACACACCGCGCACCGAAUACGACGGCAACGCGACUUACCUCACAACCGGGUUUCGCAGCGCGGGGCGACACCACUUGUCUGCUCUCGAUUCACUGGAGAAUUCAUUUCAGACACCGUCCAAGGACAACGAUGUAAUUAAAGGGUUUGACAGACGCGUCACGCCGCGCGCCGCCGCUUCGAAGUCAACGAGAAGCGCGUUACGAAACCUUCCAACUACAGCUCCUGGGAAAGGAGAGUUCACCCCGCUAAUGAAGAGUGCGACAAAGAGCAACCUGUUAAGAAAUAUGUCUACGACCCGGGGAACAGAUGGUCCAAAAACACCCGGAUAUCGGCGAGAGGCCUCCCGCAGCAAUGCCCACACACCCGGUUUGCCUACAAUCGACAUGUCCGAUAUAUACGAGGAAGAUCGGACUAUGGAAGAGGCUACUCCCGUACCACAUGCCGCGAGCAGCAGUGCACAAAGUACGCCAUUGCCCAGAUAUGCAGGGCGUGAUGGAGGAGUCCUGGGCGACGGGCGCAACAAUUUGUCGCUCAAGGACCAGGCCAUGGCCAUCGAUCAGCUGAGCAAAGACAAUUUCAAUCUGAAGCUGAGGAUUCACUUCAUGGAAGAGCAGCUGCAAAAGGCUGGCCCAGAAUACAACAACGAAGCACUCAAUGAGAACCGAGAGCUCAAGGCUCUGCGAGUGAUUAUGCAACGCGAUAUCUCCCGGUACAAAAAGAGCCUUCAGCAGGCAGAGAAGGACCUUGAAGACUACCGGCUACAGCUGGUAGAAAUGAAGGAGAAGGCAUGGAGGGAGCAAGCGGAUCAGACGGUACAGCGCGAAAUGGACAUGAUGCGCGAAGAGCUUGAAUCGCGUGAUGAACAACUUCGAGAAGCCCGUGAUGAGCUGAGGCAUGUCAAAGACAACCAAUCGCAAGAGACCGAGAAGCUUCAUGACGAUAUCGCGGAUCUCGAAGCAAGUGUACGCGAGAAGGAUCGUCUCCUAGAGGAACGUGACGAAGAGCUCGAGCAACUGCGGCGCAAUACCGAGGAGGCUGGAGCGGCUUCAGAACUCCAGCUUGAGCUGGACCGUGCCAGGGAGCAGAUGCGAGAGCUUCAGGAUAGCCUUGACCAGGCAAAAUCUGACAUCAGAGAAUCCGAGAAAGCUGAAAGGCAGGCCAUUACGGAGAAAGAUCGUGCUGAGGAGGACUUGAGGGAGUUGCAAGAUGAAAUGUCAAACAAAUCUUUCACCACCAAAGGACUCAGUCGGCAAAUGGAGGAAAGAACUGGAAAGCUCGAAGAGGAGCUGCGCGACCUACAACAAGAAAACAAUCAUCUGAGGAAGGAAUUGGAGACCAAGACAACUCUUGCAACUCGCCUAGAGGAGCGAUAUUCAACCAUGCAACAUGGCCUGGAAGACAACGCCCAGCAUCUGGUUAAGGACCUUGAUAAAGCUAGACGCGAUCUUGAUGAGGCUCGGCAGGACCUCAAGCGCACUUCUACUCAGCUGCAGGAGGCAUUAGGUGAUGUCCAGCGCGUAACGGAUGAGAAGGAGCUUCUACAAACUCGCCACCGCGCGCUAACUGAUGAAUCGGGAGGGCUGCAGACCGACCUCGACCGGGCACAAUCCAGAAUCCGCGAACUACAAAAAGCGGUUCAAGUCGCUACUUCUCACGCCCAAGACGAAGGACACAACCUCCGCUGGCAGCACAAGGCGGAGGUUGAACGGUUGCAGGAGGAGAUAGAGAACCAACAGAAUGAGAUCGAGGAGAAGGAGGGGCGUUUCGCACUCGACCAAAGCCGGUGGGAAAGCAGCGUGCGGGCUCUACAAUCGGAGAAAGCCUGGGCAGAAGGACAGGUGGCAGAAUUGAAGCGCACCAUCGACACCCUUCAAGAAGCCGGUCAAAGUUAUUCUGGAAAGGAGUCCAGAUUACAAGAGGCUCUCGACAGCGAAAAAAAGCGCCACACACAAGAAACAUCUAUGCUGAAUCGCCAGAUUCAAGAUCUCAAAGAUGACCUCGACAAGACAAGGCGCAACCUUGAUGGAAAAAUGGACGAGCUACUUGCGGCAAAGCAGGAUGCUCGGGCAUCUCGACGCGAAGAGCAAGCACUUGCAGAGAAGGUGCGGGCUCUAGAAGACGAGGUUACUGUUUUGCAGGAGAGUCUGGCAGAGGAGCAAGAACUUGCCAAACGUCGACAGAAUGGCGCCUCGGACAUUAACAAGAACUUGGAGGAACUGAUCGCCGACAGAAACGCACUCCGUGAUAAGCUGGCAAACGCUCAUGUCGAGCUUUAUGACCUGCGAACUUCGCUGCAAGAGACUGAGGCCGAACGCGAUGAUCUCCAGGCUCAGCUCGAGCGGUUCCAGGGUGCAGACGACACCACCCGGUUCGACCGCGACAAACUCGAAUUACGCAAGACGGUCACACGGCUUGAAACCGAACUCAAAGUGUUGCGAGGCACCAAAGCGACCCUCGAGGAACAGCUUAUCUCUGAAAGUGAACGAUCUGCGGCAGAGGAAGGUCGUCUUUCUGCUGAGAUCGAACGCCUUCAGGACAAAUUGCUUGCUGGGUCGAGUAACCGAGAUCGGGAACUGACUUCGGCCAAGACCAAAGUCCAGCGGCUAGAGCGUCGCGUUCAAGAACUAGAAGCCGUUCUUGAACAGCAGCCAUUGGUGGAGAACGAACAAUCUGGACACGGAGAUCUUUCCUUACUUCGACAGAGCCUGGAGGAGGCCAGGAAACGCGAAAAAAUUCUCCUCCAGCGUGAGCACAAGCAGAAGUCUUCUGCGCAGACCUACAAGUCACGAGUUGAGGAAUUGGAGAAGGAUCUUCAUGAUGCUAUGAUGAACAAAUACGAGUCACACUCCCUACAGAAUUCUCCAUCGAACAAGCUUCAUGAAGAGCUGCGCAGUCUACGGAAACAAGUAGCCGACGCACACCGAUCCCUUCAAAAAGUCAACACAAAGAACCGAGAGCUGGAACGAGCCGCGAUGAAAGAAGAGGACCAGAAGGACUUCCAUGAGCUGCUUAGAUCCUCAACUCUCGAGGCUGAAUCAUUAGCCCUGAAACUUUCCGAACGGGAAGGACGCCUGAACGAAUUGAAGACCCAUAUGCGCCGCAUUCGCGAAGAACGAGACGCUUACAAGCGCGAAGCCGAAGCAGCAACCAAAAACAUCGACCUACUGCAAAGACGCCACGACGAGAUCUUAGAGAAGAACUCUCUUUCCAAGUCAACCAACAAAACCAAGCACGACAAAGAGAUCCGAGGUCUAGGCAAGGAAAUCAUCUGGCUUCGUGCCCGUCUGCAGCGCGAGGAGAAGUUCCGCCGAGAUCUUGCUUGGAGCAAGGGCUUGAUGGAACUCGGUGAACGCGUCCGAGUCGCAUGCAACGAUGCCGACCUCCGCAUAAUUAACGAAAUGGGCGUACAAGCCCGUGACCGCACCCCUGUCCGCACACCACGCCAUAAGUUGAGAUCCGCCAUAUCCCUCGUGAGGGCUGCAGUGCGGAUGCAGAAAAUGAGCAGCGAUUGGAAGCGGACGAGGAAAUUGGGCGAGGGGUUGAAGCGGGCUAAGACGGAAAUGCUUAAACGUCGUGAUAGCUCGAAUAAGAGCUUGCUUGGGCAGUAG